CUGAGCGUCUCGUGGCGACUGUACAGCAGGAUGGACCACAUGUGUGACGGGAUCGGUACUGUGCAGCUCCAGGAGAAAACAGUGGACUUCAACACAGAGAAGAACCGGGAGCUGGAGCGGAGGCUCUGAGCAACAGGAGUCCGGCGAGGAGCAGCUCUGAGGCGGCAGAGGUGUGGAGCACAGGUCGGCCCGCUCCAAAUCAUCCAGGGGAAAAACUUGGCAGCUGACGGAGGCAGAAGGUGAAUGAUCCUGACCCUCUUCCCAUCUCCGCUCAUUCAACCAGCCAAGAGGACACAUCUGUCCUACAUGUGUCCCAUCCACCAUCCUCCGCCUUCAAGAACAUGAACCCAUGCAGGCGUCAGUCACACUCAUUUAAAUGUUAGAACUACUUGAGCAGAUAUCACUCGGCUGGCCGAAGAGGAAGAAGAAGAAAGGAACGGUUGAAGGUGCAGGAAGAUGUCUCUGUGGAUGAUACUGCCUGUGAGCCUCCCAGCUCUGACCAUCACUGGGAUAUGGGUUGUGUAUGCCAUGGCCCUGUACAACCAGCACGUCUGCCCUGUGGAUAACUGGUUGUACAACCAGUCAUGUGAAGAGGAGCUUUAUUUGCAGAGCGGGCCAACCUUGUGCUGCACGCUAGACAAUGUACCUCUCAUCAGUAAGUGUGGGACACUUCCCCCCGAGAGCUGCUUCUUCAGCCUUAUCUGCAGCACCGGCUCAUUCAUGGUGAUGGUGAUCGUGCUGCUCCGAUAUGCUCACGUCAUUGAGAAGCACCAAAACUGUGUUCUCAACACGGCGAGUCUCUCCACAGGCUGGAUCUGUGCUGCUGGACUCAUCAUGGUGGGCAACUUCCAGGUGGAUAAUGCCAAAGUCCUCCACUAUGUCGGAGCGGGCAUCGCCUUCCCCACCAGUAUGCUGUUCGUGGGCCUGCAGUCGGCGCUGACCUACCGCCUGGCCAAGACGCAGGGGGAGUACAACGUGGCCCACCUCCGGCUCUGCAUGACCCUGCUGGCCUUCGUAGCCUUGGUGCUCAGUGGCGUGUUCUUCUGUCAGGAGAGCUUCGCCCUGCAGCACGCCUCAGCCAUCUUCGAAUGGUUGUUCUGCGUCAUCAUCAUGCUGUUUUACGGGACGUUCGCCUUCGAGUUUGCCAACUUGUCAGGGGACACCAUGGUGGUGCUGGCUAGAGGCGGUGCUGCUGGGAGAGAACACAAGGUGGACGCACUGGGAGCCCACCAACCGGAGAACCUGUCCAUACUGUAGCCUCAUCGACGCAUCCAGAUGUCACACAGAUGGCCUGUUCAUUCAUUUCAAACUCUUGGUUGUAGAAUGAGUUUAAUUAUUCAUUUCCAGCCGCAUUGUCUGGAGCGCUGAGGUGAACCAGGCCAGUGCAGCAGCCGCUCAUGGUAGAGUGGAUCCUACCCUUACAGCCCGAGGGGGUGCAGAUCUACUGCCACAGUGGAGAGCUCCACUUGUAUUGAUUGUGUCUCUAAAGAACUUGUUUGCAUUUUGCACAUUGCACAAGUGUGAAACCAAAUUUUCAGUAUUUUGUCAAUCAUGGAAACGUGCUCUCCCUCCCCCGCUGAGAUCCUGAAACCUGUCUCAAUGUGUGGCCUCGGACCAUUUCUGCUUCACUGCCGCGAUGCUAAAGGAGUGAAGGCUGCUGGACGGCCUGGCUGACGGCGUUACAGUGGCGAGACGGAGUGAGAGAGAAGAUGGUGUAAUGGAGGAUACAGUCGGAGGUCACAUGAACAUAGUAAAUCCAGAGAGACGGUCCAACAGAGUAUAGACGUUUCAGUCAGUGGUCUGCAUUUUGCAAUCAUUUAAACCUGCAGUAAGCAAUAUGUUUGAUAUUAACAAAUCAAAUGAUUGUUACAUCCAAGCGUUCUCCAGGAUAUCGAACCACCUGAGAAUUAACAUCCUGCUCCACAUAGAUUUUAGCGGCUUUUAUCCGACAGAAAGUUUGGAAAGCAGGAGACGUUUUUCUCUGGAGCUGGAUGAUUAUGAUGAAAAGGAAAGUGGAUAUUGGACUCGUAUUCUUCAGAUGGCCGUUAGGAUAAUAAUGCUGCUCUGUUUCUGCUGGAUGUAGAAGUAGCUAUAGAAGUUAACCAAAACCGCCAAAAAUCACCAAACACAUUUAUAAUAAGGUCAACGACCUUAUGUUCGAUCUGCAACUCCACACAUGCAAAGCUAACACUAUUUUCUAAGCAUCAGGGUCAGGAUGCUUUGGGUGGCGUGGCAUGUCAUAUCACCUACAACAUGCAUACAAUAGAUCUGGUACCUUUACGACUGAGUCUCAAUGCAGCACGUCAACCUGAAACCUCAAAUAGUUUUUAAUUCAACUCCCUCUCUGUAGAGUUUCUGCCAAAGAAUAGGAAAGGGAGAUGACACGGCGUCCAGCGGCUAAAUGCGUACCAGCUAAUUCAAGCCAGAGCUCUGGCUUAAUUGAGUUUGGUGAAGAGGCAUCACACGUGGUUUCAGGUCUUACGCUUGGAGGUCUGCAUGUAAUUACUCCCCCCCCACCCAACCAGGAGGAGCAGAAUGAGCUCCCACUGCUGAACAUUCUGACUUUCUCUCUGGAUCUCGGAUGUCCAAGUGAGAUGAACUGUCCCGCUCACUGUACGUGCCAAAUAUCAGUCACCGGUGCUCAAACACAAAAGGCCUUAUCCUGUCAUGUUUCCCAGAGUUCAGCUGUGAUUAUGAUGAGUGAAAGCAAUAAGACGGAGAUGUGGGGGUCAGUUUGUGGAGGAGUAAGAGACAGGAGGUUGAAUGAACGCCUGAGAGUGCCAGGAACUCCAAAGCAGAUAUUUAUCACAACAAGGAAAAUCCUUUCGAUAUCUGUAGCUUGGACUCAUGGUUUAGUAUCUUCUCUUCAGUCGUCGCUCUGUGAAGAUACUCACAUGUUGAUUUGCAUUCACUGACUUUCUCUAAAAGUGUUAUGUUUAUAUUUUGAAUUCUGUGUAACAUUAACACAGUUUCCUAUUUCGGGUGAAAAACCAGAGCAAGCUGCACAACAGCGACAGGCUUGUUAGUUUGCUCUUUAAAAAUAUCGCUUCCUCUCACCACAACCAGCCACAUGUUGUGCCGAGGUUUUUGUCAGUGCCAGUAUUUUUUGAGUGCAAGUGCUCAAAAGGAGCUUUCUUCGAAUGCAGUUUCACAAUCAGUUACAGAGCGACUGAAAUAUAGUAAAUCACUCUGGGACUGAAUGUAUGAAACCUACUGAGCUGGAGGAGCUCGUGCUCGCUGCUCCCGUGGAAUGAGCUGAGAUGAGGUCAGAACCCCAGCAGCUGAUCACCUGCUUCUCUCUGCUGGUCAAAGCGCUCAUUGCACAUGAGCUUGUGUUGGGAUCGGAGCUGUAAAGUCGUAUUUCAGUUUGUUUUCUACUUGAAAAAACGUUUGUGUCCACAGACGAGAGUGUUCAGUUGGUCAAAUCUGCUUUUGUUCCUCUGGUAAAAACCUGACCUCGUGUCCACACACUACUUCUACAAUAUGCAUUCUUCUAAACAAAUCACAUGUUCAUAUUCAAUGUUCUUUUAAACGUUAAUAAGCCAACUGAUGGUGCUGCUGUAUCAAAAAACAUUUCAUCAUUAUGCAUUUACUAAAAGUUACUUUUACGGUUUGUGCAUGCUCUGUUCCAUUUAAAUCUUUUGCAUCAUCACCUCGGCCUCCACGUCGUUUCAUACCUUUCCUUUUAUUUUCUCCCCUCGUUUUCUGAUCUGUCUGAUCUUUGCACUCAGGAAAAUGUUACGACACCAGCUGCAUUGUUUGAUUCAACUGACUGUUUGCUUCUGCCUCCCGUUGCCUUUUUGUUUGAAUGGAAACCGUUUCAUGUUGGCGAGGACUCGUUGUGUAUAUUUUGCUUUUGUGUAGCGUAGGCGCAACUGCUUUUUUUAUUUUUUUUUAACUGUUGCAGGAUUGAUGGUUGACUGUGAUGUAAUUGAUUAUUUUUGUUAAUCAAAGACUCAGUAAAGCUUAAGAGAAGAAUAAACAUUCCUCAACAGUUAGCUUGUGAGGAGGUUUAUGCUGUUUCACGCAGACAUGGUUAAAUAUCUGCAAAGAUAAACUGGCUGACUCUUGUGUUCAGUACAUGAUGUGUGAGAGCAUUCUAAGAAACUAACUAGCAUCUGUAAACCCGACAGUUACUCAAUACCAAGUUUCCUCAGUUAAAAUGCAAAAUAUUCCCUAUGUGCCUUAUGUAUUAUUUUGAUAAUGAAACCAAAGAGGUUUAGGAUAUAAAAUUCUAUUUUGAUGAAAAGUCAUAUGAUUGUAUGUGUGAGUAUAAUAUCUCUAUAUGUAUAGAUAUAGAUAUAUGCCUUAAUGUUAAAAAAAAUAAAAAUACAGCUAAAAACA
Hippoglossus stenolepis (Pacific halibut) is the source of this 4344-nucleotide messenger RNA. Its product is annotated as Transmembrane protein 150A-like. The transcript has 8 exons. Lineage: Eukaryota; Metazoa; Chordata; Actinopteri; Pleuronectiformes; Pleuronectidae. The record is from RefSeq and is a predicted model, not a curated record. Bases 457 to 1257 code for a protein of 266 amino acids.